UGUGUUGCAUUAAAAGUGGAAUCGAAACUAAACAAGUCAUCUCGCAUCAGAGGGAAAUGCAUCGCCACCUGACAAGCCUGAAAAUAUUUGUCACUUUAUUUGCAGGUCUGACCACGAGAGGACCAGAUGGAUUCGUUCAAAUGGCCUCUGUUUUUUGUGUGCUUCUGCCUUAAAGUUACUCAAACUGAAGCCUCAUCUUGGACAAUAGAUGUGCCGUCCUCAGUCAAAGGUCUCCUUGGAUCGUGUGUGGUGAUCCCCUGCUCGUUUAAAUACCCAGAUCCAGGCAAGAAGGUCACUGAAUUCACUGGGAUGUGGACCAAGGAGACACAUCAGCUCAUCUAUCACCCCGACCAGUCAAAGAUUAUCCAGGAGUAUCGGAAUCGGACAGAGCUGCUGGGAGACGUCAGACAGAAGAAAUGUACACUGAAGAUUGAUCCCCUCGAACAAAGUGACCAAGGGCCGUUUCAAUUCAGGAUUGAAAUUGCCAACUAUGAAAAGUAUUCUUACCGAGAUAACGCAGUCUCCAUCACAAUGAUUAGUGAACUAAAUCCCAUCCGUUUCUCUGCGAAAGACGAGGUAAAGGAGGGUCAAACUCAGUCUGCAUCCUGCUCUGUGUCUCACUCCUGCCCCGCCUCUCCUCCUGUCUUCAAAUGGAGUCACCCUGGCGAGGAACAUUUCCAAUCACAGCAGCUUGACGAUGGCCAGUGGACGGCGACAUCUACUCUGAGCUUUUACCCAACCAGCGCUGAUCACAACAAGCCUUUACAGUGCACCGUAACAUACAAGGGAGGGCAGCACCACAAAACAUCCAGGAUCCUCAAAGUAAUAUACGGCCCAGUGAAUGUAAAGAUUGAACACAAGCCAGACGUAAAGGAGGGAGAAGCUGUGCGGCUCAGAUGCUCCAGUGAUGCUAACCCUCCUGCCAGAAGCUAUCAGUGGCAUAAUGAAACUGGUGCUAAACUGCAUGAAGGAAACAUCUACAUGUUGCAAAAUGUCUCCAGACACACAGGAGCCCUGUACUGUACUGCUAUCAAUUCAGUAGGACAAGGCAAAUCAAACCCUGUGCAGCUCAAUGUGUUAUAUGCCCCUGAGAUUAAGAAGGCCUCUUCCUGUUCCUCAGAGGCAGAUAUAAUAAAGUGUGUGUGCAUUGUGGAGUCCAUGCCUCUCAGCAUGCCCCAGUUUGUGCUUCAUGACAGAGUGCAGCCAAGCACCACGGUAGAGAAACACGGCUCCCUUACCAUCGGGACUCUGCACGCAGAGAUUGGAUCUUCUGAUGUUGUCUACUGUGUGGCAAAAAACACGAUUGGAAAGGCCAACAUUACACUCUCUUUACCUGAUAACAAUAAGAUGCUGAAUCUUUAUAUUAUAAUCGCUUCUGGAGCAGGCGGGAUUUUGGUAAUGCUUUUAAUAACAGCGAUGGUUGUUAAGAAAUGCAGGGGGAGGUCUGAGGAAACACCAGCACCUUGUAUAAGCUCAGUGAAGGCAGAAAAAGUUGUGAAGCUCUCUCAGUAUGCUGCAACACAAAGAAAAAAAGAGAAGAGCUGUGAGGAUGUACAUUGCUCUAGCAUUUAUGCCAAUGAUCAUGUAUAUGGCAACAUGGAGACUGACUGGGAUGACGCAAUAUACGCCAAUGUGUAACAUCUUGAAUGAAUUGGAGGAACAGCUGCAGUCCCUCUCUGCGUGUUGUCCAACUGAUCAAAAAAGUCAAAAAAUAUAUAUUCAUAUGAUAUCUUCUGUAUACAUACAUGUUAUUUUUCUCCUGUAAUUCACAUUGGCCUAUAUUUUCUGAAAAAAGUUGUCUUUUCCCUAAAUGCUUGUCUGAUCAACAGUGAAAAAUCAACCUUUAAACUACUGUCAUGUUUUACUUGGAACUAUAUAAGUUGCACCUUUUGAAUUUCCUCUUUAGCAAGUAUGUUUGCUUAAUCAGUUUGACAGGAACAUAGAUAGCUGUUAAAGUUUUGAAACUCUGGCUUCCUGUUGAAUAACACUUACUGUGAAGUACGGCUAAAGUGUUAUUUUUUGUGCACUGCUAUAAAAGCAACACGGUUAACAACACAGAUGCACUGAACACAUAUGAGCACUUACAAAACAGUUGUAGUGUAAAGUAAUGUAAAAAAUCAUUUUAAUGCCAUAUUAACUGACUUAAUAAGUUUAAGAAAGCUUGCACUGUAAAUGUAUCUGUAUAUAAACACAUGCAGCCUCACA
This is a messenger RNA of Cottoperca gobio, 2205 nucleotides long. Its product is annotated as sialoadhesin. The coding region runs from base 127 to 1638 and encodes 503 amino acids. The record is from RefSeq and is a predicted model, not a curated record. Lineage: Eukaryota; Metazoa; Chordata; Actinopteri; Perciformes; Bovichtidae. The transcript is spliced from 9 exons.